AUGCCGCAGUCGCCAUGCGUCCAAAUACCAGGCUCACCUACCACGGCUGGUUACUACAGCGUCAGGAGACCCUUCACGGCCGAGCUGGAUUUCCACAACACGAAGCAGUUUGUCAGCGAUGUCUACUCACCCCCUCCGGGGUCCAAGCCCCUCUCAUGCGACUCCUCCGCCGUCCAGGGCUACCCGGCACUUCUGGACUCGUAUCUCCCUGACCAAUACGGGGAUCACCACCGUACUGCUCCCUUCACGGCCGGUACCAGCUCCUUCUUCAGCCCUUCCUCGCUGCCCCCUCUCCUGCCGUCCUUCCCUAAUGACACAGCACAUUUCCUACUAAGAGACCCCUGGGAACAGAGCUCUCCCGACAGCCUCGGCCAGUCCGACGGCGCGUGCUCCGACUCCCUCCAAGCGCUGCCUGCCGCUGCCAGCUGCCUUUCCUCCCACGAGACCGGAAGCGCUUCCCCAUACAGAAGCUCAGGCUGGACCCCAGCCGUCCCCGGAGUCCAGUCUUACCCCCUACAUCCUCUUGAAGAGGUCCACUACCCCCCCAGCUAUGCUGCCACCUCACCCUACUCCUUUUCGCCAUUUAUGACUGCGGCAAAUGAGCUCACUUCCAGGAUGAGCCAUCCCUCACCUGAGCAGUCCUCGGAUACGCUGCCCCUUCACGACUCCUCUUCCUGGGCAAAGGAGGAUGGAGGUCCCAGCUGGGGGAUGUACGAUGGCCGGAGAACUUACUGA
Messenger RNA from Struthio camelus australis, 735 nucleotides. It is a transcript of the gene POU2AF2, whose product is annotated as POU class 2 homeobox associating factor 2. Lineage: Eukaryota; Metazoa; Chordata; Aves; Struthioniformes; Struthionidae. The record is from RefSeq and is a predicted model, not a curated record. Gene Ontology annotation, molecular function: DNA binding; POU domain binding.